This is a messenger RNA of Eurytemora carolleeae, 3105 nucleotides long. Its product is annotated as lymphocyte-specific helicase. The record is from RefSeq and is a predicted model, not a curated record. Lineage: Eukaryota; Metazoa; Arthropoda; Copepoda; Calanoida; Temoridae. The coding region runs from base 49 to 2844 and encodes 931 amino acids. Gene Ontology annotation, biological process: lymphocyte proliferation; negative regulation of gene expression via chromosomal CpG island methylation; DNA methylation-dependent constitutive heterochromatin formation. The transcript is spliced from 25 exons. Gene Ontology annotation, cellular component: nucleus; pericentric heterochromatin. Gene Ontology annotation, molecular function: chromatin binding; ATP-dependent chromatin remodeler activity; ATP binding.
ACGUUCGUUGUAAUAUUGAUUUUUAUAAAAUUUCAGUGUUUCUUCACAAUGGCUCCAAGUAGAAGAUCUAGAUCCGCCCUGGCUGAGAUAAAAUCUUCCCCGCCCACCUCACAAAAAAGGCGGUCCACAAAUAAACAGACAGAAGCCCUGGGAAAAGUAGCGACUCCAGAACCCAAGAUGAAACCUAUCCCAAAGAGAUCCCGUUCCAAAGUUGAAAAUGCGGAAAACCUUGAAAUGACCGAAGAAAAUGGAAAGAAGGAAAGUCCGCCGGCGGUUGAAAUUGUUAAAGAGGAAGCGGUUGUAAAGGAAGAAGCACCGCCUGCAGUUGAAAACAUCAAGGAGGAAUCGGCACCGCCUGCGGAUGUAAAAGAUGAGGAUGAGGAUAAGCCCAGAUCUCAACAGGGGAGGAAGGUGAAAGAAGAAGAUGAUUCAGAUGAUCAAGAAGUUGAAGAGAACACUCUUAUGAUGGAGUCAGGAAUCAUUUCAGCUGAAGCUCUAAAGGAGGAGGAGAAGGCAAGGCAGGAUAAUAUGAAGAAGGAGAAACAGAGGAACCAUGACGGAGAGCCAAUGUCAGAGUUAUCUCAAAAUCAAAGGUAUGAGUUGCUGAUGGAGCUUUUGAAGAGAUCUGAGUUCUUCACCGGGUAUAUUAAACAGAAAAUGGAGGACAAGGAAGAUGCAGCGGAAAUAAAGAAAAGGAAAGAAGAGAUUAGAGCGAAGAAGAUGGCUGCCAAAGGGAAAUCUGUGCCAGUGGGAAAGAAAAGUGUAAAGAAGUAUACACUCAAAAUGGCAGAAGAAAGCGGAAAAGGAAAAGGAAAGAGAUUGGCAGAAGAGGAAGGAAACGUUGAAAGUAAGAAAGUGAAGCUAGUACAGGAGAGAAACUGGGACGGACAACAUAUAUCAGAGGAUCAACCUCUUCUUCUCUCUGGAGGUAUAAUGCGAAACUACCAGCUUGAAGGAUAUCUAUGGUUGGCUAAACUCUACGAGAACGGUAUAAACGGUAUCCUAGCUGAUGAGAUGGGUUUGGGUAAAACUAUCCAGUGUAUCGCCUUGUUCUGCUACCUCUACGAGAUGGGGGUCGGGGGACCCUUCCUCGUAGUGGCGCCGCUCUCCACAGUUCCUAACUGGGUCAACGAGUUCAAAAGGUUUGCUCCAAAGAUCCCUUGUAUGCUGUAUCACGGAUCUAAAGAGGAGAGGAUGGAGCUGAGAGCUAGGAUGGGAGAAACUGUGACGUGUGAUGAAGUUGACGGGUUGAUGUUCAAUGUUAUUGUGACUAGCUACGAAAUAGCUAUGAACGAUCGCGCGGUCCUAGCUCCUAUAAGUUGGAAAUACCUAUGUGUUGACGAGGGGCACAGGUUGAAGAAUAUAGAUUGCAGGCUGGUCAGAGAACUCAAGAAGUAUAAUAGUGAUCACAGAUUGCUGUUGACCGGAACCCCUCUACAGAAUAAUCUACGUGAACUGUUUUCCCUUCUCAACUUCGUACUACCGGAAAUAUUUGAUAAUGUAGAGGUGUUCGAGUCCUGGUUCGACGCCAAGGAGAUCCAUGAGGACGAGGAGAACACAAACUCCAAGAUCCUGGCCCAGGAGCAGAAGAACAGUGUGGUCAACAUGCUUCAUCAGAUCCUUCUACCCUUCCUGAGGAGGAGGGUCAAGACGGAUGUAGGUCUUGAGAUACCACCUAAGAAGGAGGUGUUGGUGUACUGUCCCCUGACCCCCCGACAGAAGGAGAUGUACCAGGCUGUGGUAGAGAAGACCAUCGGAGACCUGCUUGGACCUAAGGAGGAGAUCGAUCUUGAAACUCAAGGUCGGGGUAAGAGAAGAAAGGAUAGUAUUGACUAUUCAAUAUUUGAUACAGAAACUGAAUACAAGAAUGAUGAUAGGUUUGAGGACUCGGUCCGAAAGCUCAGUAGCGUUGUAAAUAAAGGCAUGCCGGCCGCUGCCACUGCAUAUGUGAUGAAACUUGACGAGACGAAAGAGAUCAACUUCUCCAUCAAGAAUAGGAUGAUGGAUAUGAGGAAGGCUGUCAACCAUCCAUAUCUCAUCAACUAUCCAAUCUCAGAGGACGGAGUCUAUUACAAGGUUGAUAAUGAUAUAGUUGAUAUCUGCGGUAAACUGAAAGUUUUGGAUCAGAUGUUGACUGAGCUGAUGGCACGCGGACACAAGAUAUUACUCUUCAGUCAGAUGACACGAAUGCUGGAUAUUCUGGGAGAUUAUUUGGGAUUUAGAAACCUGUCCUUCUCUCGUCUUGAUGGAUCCAUGUCAUUUGUGGACAGACAGGAUAAUAUUGACAGAUUCAACCAUGAUCCCAAGAUCCCCAUAUUUCUACUCUCAACCAGAGCUGGUGGACUGGGAAUUAAUCUGACGGCUGCUGACACCUGCAUCAUCUACGAUAGUGACUGGAACCCCCAGCAGGAUCUGCAAGCCCAGGACAGAUGUCACAGGAUCGGUCAAUCUAAACCUGUUAUGGUCUACAGGAUGGUUACUAAGGGAACUAUUGAUGAGAAGAUUGUACUUCGAGCUGCAGCCAAGAGGAAAAUUGAGAAACUUGUUAUUCACAAGGACAAGUUUAACAAGCUCCAUGAUGUCCCUGAAGCUGGCAAGAUAGACGCCGAGGAGCUGCUCCAGCUUCUCCACAGCAAGGAUCAUGUCGGUGCUGUGACAUGCCAGGAGGGGAAAGUUUUGUCUGACUCUGACCUGAACAAGCUGCUGGACAGAUCUGAUCUGACCUGGGGGGAGAAGGACAAGAACAAGAAGAAGAAGGUAGCUGUGAAGGAGGUGGCCGGAGUAUUUCAAGUUCUUGACUCCGAUAUCGGAGAAGGGUUAGGACUCAACUCUGUCACCGAAUAAACAUAUACAAGAGAAUCCACUCUAACAUAAAACCAAUAGAAUACUUCACAGAAAAUACAUUCUUAAAAAUAAAGUAAAGAAGAUAUUUAAAGUUGUAUUACUAAACGUGGUAUUAUUAUGUAUACUCAACUCGCCUAAUGUCAGUACUUUUGUCAGGAUAGUUUCUUCUGUGUGAUCAUAAACAGUAUUUUAAAUACAAAAGCUUUAUUUGAUAUUUGACAAAAUUGUUCUUUCUUACUGAAUAAAUUUUUUUUGUACCGA